AUGGAAAAAGUAUACGAGACUGGACAUGGUGCUGGGCUACUUACCAUUUAUAUUGAACUUAGUUUGGUUUCCAAUAAUUUAUCCGGCCGGGCUGCUGAUGAGUGCAUCGCCCGGAUGGGAAAGGAAACGCAAUUCAUUAGUUUUCCUUCUGGAAAAGGCAAAAUAAGAGCAAUUGCAAUUUACCAUCACAAUUAUUUGAAUGCAGGUAUCUUAGCUUGUCUCGAUGGAUACAUGAAUAUAGCAAUGGAACAAACAGAGGAAUACGUCAAUGGACAGCUGAAGAAUAAAUAUGGAGACGCUUUUAUUCGUGGAAAUAAUGUGCUAUAUAUCAGCACAUCAAAGAGAACCCUAGCAGAGGGGGCAUAAAGUUGAGGUUCCAAAUACAUCCAAGUUAUUUCAUCAUGUUCUGUGCUGUUGAUGAAUUCAUAGAUUAGGAUUUUUUUUUGCUGUUCUCCUUUUAGGUAGAUCAAGAAUCUUUGUACUCCUAAACAUGUUCUUCGAACUAAAUCAGCAUUCUGAACGCAGAAAACAUGUUUUCUGUUGAACUCAAUAUGGAUGGCUGCUUGCAGAUUGUCUGACGUACAGUUGAAGUAGAUAUAGCUACUGGUGCCUGUAUUCUGCCAAUGUUGCAUCAACACAUGAUUUGCUGGCCUACCAAACAAAAGAUUUUCUUGUGUUGUACCCAAAUUCGUUCUUGAUUUUGCCCCCCUUCUCCCC
This is a messenger RNA of Coffea arabica (coffee), 717 nucleotides long. Lineage: Eukaryota; Viridiplantae; Streptophyta; Magnoliopsida; Gentianales; Rubiaceae. The record is from RefSeq and is a predicted model, not a curated record.